Molecule: messenger RNA, 1317 nt
Organism: Zingiber officinale
Lineage: Eukaryota; Viridiplantae; Streptophyta; Magnoliopsida; Zingiberales; Zingiberaceae
Product: protein SYS1 homolog
Exons: 3
Coding region: 259-732 (157 amino acids)
Biological process (GO): protein localization to Golgi apparatus; Golgi to plasma membrane protein transport; Golgi to endosome transport
Cellular component (GO): Golgi membrane; trans-Golgi network
Source: RefSeq, a predicted model, not a curated record
UAAGGUGAAAAACAAGUAACGAACACCUCUCCUCCGCCGUCAGGCGGCUUCAGAUCUUCUUCAUUUACACCGAGCACUUCUCCGUGGAUUCACUGUUAGGGUUUUGAUCGUCUCUCUCGCUAAGGUUCAUGCAGUAUUCGGUCGAUUGGUUUCUUUUCUCUUCCUUCCCCGCCCGAACUCUGGAAUUCGGGUUGGAUGGUUAGGUAGAUCUCGGGAGGAGAUCGAGAAAUUAGGUUUACGGGACGAGGAGAGGAAAACAUGUUCUAUGGGACGAGCGUGUGGGAUCCGUGGCGCAUUGUGGCGCAGAUCGUCUGCCUUCAGUGCCUCUACUAUCUCACGCUUGGCUUCUUCAUGGUCCUCCUUGUUGGUACGCGGGUGUCGCGGAUGAGCCUCAUGUACUUAUUUGAUUUCUCCACGCUCGUCGCGUCCAGCGUCACCGGCUGGUGCGCCAUCGUUUCCUUCGUUCUCAGUUCUCUCGCUGGGGCAGUUUAUUUGCUUUAUUUGAUAGAAAGAGUGAAGAAGUGCUUGGAUUUCUCAGCUACCCUCUAUAUCAUCCAUCUCUUUAUUUGCAUCGUUUAUGGAGGUUGGCCGUCUUCGAUUACUUGGUGGGUUGUCAAUAUCCUUGGUUUGGCAUUGAUGUUUUUUCUUGGUGGAUGGUUGUGCAUGCGACGCGAGUCACGAGAAAUUCCCAUCACACGACUACGUUCAAGUUUGUUGGGGGCAGAUGUUUGACAAAGUUUAGAAGAUCGCGUAUGAGAAUCCAAAUACGUAUAUACCAGGUUUCUUCCAAUCAGACUAAUUGCUACUCCCCACAAGUGUCUGACGACUGGAUCUGUUUUCUCUCGCACUUCUGUUGUGUCGAUCAAUCAUGGAAGAAAGUGACCCAAAUAAGUGACGAGAAAAAUACAUUGAAGACUUUUGGAUUGAGAUAUUGUAGUUAACAUUCAACAAAGUAACAUCUGUUGAGGAAAUGUAUAUUGCACGUCAGUUCUCUCUGUAUUGACUGAAAUCAUUUUAAAUUUGAUUGAGACCGAUUCUGAAAGAUCUCAAGUAACUUAAGACAAACAAACUGUACAAAAUGAACAUCUAAUUUUUGGUAUUUACUAAAAUGGUGUAUUUGAUGUCUAAGAUACUCCUUCGUUCACUAGUCUUUAAAUUUUUUUAAACCUAAAUUGAAUUCGAAAAUCUCUUUUUCCUUCUCUUUGCCGGUAAACCAUGAACCUUCCCUGACCAUGUUAUUUUAGUUAAAAAUUGUAAUUUAAAGUAAGUUUUUGUUCACGAUGUCUAUAAAAAUGAUCUUACGAGGAUUUAAGAUUU